Physeter macrocephalus (sperm whale) is the source of this 3094-nucleotide messenger RNA. RefSeq names its product adiponectin receptor protein 2-like. Gene Ontology annotation, molecular function: signaling receptor activity. Bases 1 to 492 code for a protein of 163 amino acids. The transcript is spliced from 2 exons. NCBI's taxonomy places the organism in Eukaryota, Metazoa, Chordata, Mammalia, Artiodactyla, Physeteridae. Gene Ontology annotation, biological process: adiponectin-activated signaling pathway. Gene Ontology annotation, cellular component: plasma membrane. The record is from RefSeq and is a predicted model, not a curated record.
AUGGGAACUGGUGGCGUCCCGUUCUUGGUGACAGUCCGAAGAACCUUCUUUUUCCUUUUGACCAAAAAGCUGAUGUUGCAUCCUGCUGUGAAAUAUUCAGUUUACAGAAUCACUGGUACCGUGCCAAAGUUCUUCUUCCUCAUUUUCACUGUGUUCUUACGAUUCCCAGGAGUGUUCUUGGGCCUUGGCCUGAGUGGUGUCAUUCCCACCUUUCAUUAUGUCAUCUCGGAGGGCUUCCUGAAGGCCGCCACCAUAGGGCAGAUCGGCUGGUUGAUGCUGAUGGCCAGCCUGUAUAUCACGGGAGCAGCCCUGUACGCGGCCCGCAUCCCCGAGCGCUUCUUUCCCGGCAAGUGUGACAUCUGGUUUCACUCCCAUCAGCUCUUCCACAUCUUCGUAGUGGCUGGCGCUUUCGUUCACUUCCACGGUGUCUCAAACCUCCAGGAGUUCCGCUUCAUGAUCGGCGGAGGCUGCAGUGAAGAAGAUGCACUGUGAUACCUGCCGGUGGCCGGGGACUGUGACCCUUAACCGGGGCCUGCGGUGCCUGCAGGGCUCCCUCACUGGCCGGUGACGCCAGUACCGGAGGAGCCCCAAACCCUGGCAGCCUCGUGGGCUUUGUGACGCCCCAGGGCUCCGGGUGGUCCGCGACUGGGAAGAGAAAACAAAAAUAAAUCCCACCUCAGAGGUGGAGAAGAGGAGAGACGACCCAGACCCUGCCUUGUUCUUGGGUCUGCUGAGUGAGGGCGCUGUGAGACCCGGGCAGCCUGGCUUCUGAUCCGUGUCCUGCUUCUUUGUAGAUGUCGGGACAGUUUAGCUGGAGGCUCAUUCUUCUCCCUCCUCUCUCCUGCAAACAGUAACGCAAACCAGUUUCGGUGAACAUUUAUAUCCUGUAAGGGGUGGGGUGUGCUUUUGGGAGAACAAAGAAAUUAAUGUAAAUAAGAUUUCUAACUUACUGUUUAAAUAAAAAUUUAUAUAAAUGUUUAAAACAUAGGGGUAGGGGAGGGAGGGACGAUUUUUGUAUAGAAUGAAACAUGCAAGUACCACACACUGUUUCAAUUUUGCACAAGUGACUGCAGGAUGAUCAGGUGACAGCCCCAGAAUGUAUAAUGCCUUGUGCACCAGGGUGCCUUCUGAAGGCUGGCAUACCUGGGGGCCCUGGUGGGGCAGAGCCUACGGCCCGGCCCGGCAGUCGCGUGGCGGCUCUCGCACCUGAGAGCCCUCGGGAGCCCCGAGGCGGACAGGAGCAGUGUGCGUUUUCUCAGUGGAAACAGCGCGUGAAAGGCUAACGGGAUGUGUUAGAUGAAGGCUCUAGUGACUGUGUCGUUAGAGCCACCUACUUGGGGAAAUCACUUAGGCUGGCGGACGGGCGGUGGAGGGGGCGCGGUAGGCCCAGGGGCCCAUCGCAGUGCUUCCUGGCGUCCUCUUCAACUUGGUGGCGACUUGGCUGGCUGCCAGGGGUGGGGCAGGGGUGAGAGUGUUCCGUGUCUUUGCUGUGGAGCUCUGGACCACCCCGUACGUUUUCUUUUCCUCCAUGAAAAUCACCGCCCUAACUACCCUUCCUCCCCCCGGGAAUAAAAAUCGACCUUUCCUGGCAUCAUAGUUCCUGGCCUGGAGCCAGCCACAGAGGGGUUCCAGGUGCCCCUGACACAUUUACGUGGGUGAGAGAGCGUUUGCCUGCGGCGCUGUCCUGGUGACCCUGGGUGGCAGGUGCGUCAGCUCUCCACGAACAGGAAAGCCAGCGGCAUGCCCCUAAAACCGAGCCCACUGCCCCGCCAGUGCCUGAGCGGCCAGGACCCCAGGACCCCACUUUUCAGGGCUAGUGUGGUGGCGAGUCUUACAAGCAAAUGCUAUGUUAUUGCCACGGGGUCUGGCCAGAUCCUGGAAGCUGUUACGUCUUUGAAGAGCUGCUCGAAGUGCAAAAGGCUGCUCGUGUCCCAGAGGUGCCCUGUUAGGAUGUCAGAGGGCGGUAGGGGAGGGUCUGAUUCACAGAAUCCUGACCUGGGCUCAUGGGAGGACCAUCAGAAUAGCCCUUGAGUCCAGUUACUUACUCUCAGCCAAGAUUUCAGGUGAUUAAGUUACAUCCUCGGGGGGGCGGGGACUAGAAGUGAACAUCGAGGCCCCGAGCAUGGGGGCCGGCGGCCUCCAGGGGGUGUUUGGGAGUAUGGGAAGGGUUUCCUAUUUAUUCAGUAUGGGGUUUUUCCUUGGUUAUACUUCUCCUUUCUCGCCCCUUUCCCAUCUCCAGCAAAAGCUGGGAGCCAGGACAAAAGAAUCCAUUGAAGAACUUGCAAAGAACUUACGAGUGUUUUGCUUCUGAGUGAGGUCACUGCCCUGGGUGCUGGGUGGGCUCAGCGAAAGACUCAGUGGGUGAGCUGGUGCCGUGCCCGCGGAAGGACGAGCGGUGUCACUCCCCUGGGGAAGGCCAGCCCGGCGGGGCAGGCCCGCCCGGGAGGAAGCACACUUCGCUUCAUGAAGCAGCAGCACGUAUCGGAAGCCACGCUUGCUCUUCGGUCACGCACCUCGGGGUACAGGGCGUGUGUCUGCACAGCCCCGUGGCACCGCCAACAGAAGCGGCAGUCCAGGGCCCGGUCGCCCCGCACUCCAAAGGAGGAGUGGAGUCUGGCUCAACGUAGCACAAACCCUUAGGAAAAUGAAGCAAGCACCACUCAGACGUCCUCCAGGAGCAGCCCCCGCUCUGGGGAGCGUGGCGGCGUGUUCGCCCAUCCACGGGCGUGUCUGCAGCUCCUGCCCCGCCGUUCGCGCACGUCUCGGCUCGCUGAGAACUCUCACAGGUUGGCGCCUGGAUGCCUUACUCUCAGCAGGCAGAGGCUUGCUUGCUCUGUGCAGAUUUUAAUUUUCUUUUUGGGUCCUAGGCUGGUUAGGACCGCUACAGCUUCAUCCUUUCACCGUUAAAUAGUGGCCUUUUCAGUAUUUUCCCCCUUACCGUUUAUAAGUUGCUGAAGCCACAGAGCACAUUUUUGGGGAUCGUAGGGGGUUGGGAUUCCAGAAGGGCGUUUAUGUGAUGGUUCCACUCACCAUGGGAGUUCCCUCCUUGCUGUAUUGCUCACCUUCUAAUAAAAAGAACCAAAUGGAACAUGAA